Molecule: messenger RNA, 2365 nt
Organism: Macadamia integrifolia
Lineage: Eukaryota; Viridiplantae; Streptophyta; Magnoliopsida; Proteales; Proteaceae
Product: calcium-dependent protein kinase 10-like
Exons: 8
Coding region: 365-2035 (556 amino acids)
Biological process (GO): protein autophosphorylation; peptidyl-serine phosphorylation; intracellular signal transduction
Cellular component (GO): cytoplasm; nucleus
Molecular function (GO): calcium ion binding; calcium/calmodulin-dependent protein kinase activity; ATP binding
Source: RefSeq, a predicted model, not a curated record
GAAUAAAGAGUUCACAAGUUCAGACUUCGCAACCUCUCUUAAGUUCGAAGGGAUAAGGACGGGGAAUGACGACGUUUUUGGUCUUUGCUUAUUAUUAUCCUGUAUGGACCAUUGACCAUAGUAGCUAGCGUGCGUGAACAAGCACUUCAAUGAUACGUUUUUAAAUUUUGGAUUCAUUUUGUUCUGAAAGUUGAAACGUCUUUGGGUAACAGUGGUUGCCGCCGGAGUAGCCGUGUCAUGUCACGUCCGACAAUAACCUCACCUUCAAGAAGAAGAAGAAGACAAUAGGAACCCAGUUCUUAAGAACCUCAAAGAGAGAUCUUCUUCUCAUUCCUUCCCUUUUCAUCCCACUUGAGCUCUUGAUAUGGGGAAUUGUUAUGCCUGCUUGGGAGUUGUGAACUCGGAAAACCAGGACACAUCAAAGAAGAAGAAGAAGCGAAGAAAGAGGGCAAGCAGGGAACGAAGACCCAAUCCUUAUGCCAACGACCCAAGGUCUCCGGCGCCGAUUCGAGUCCUUAAAGACGUUACUUCACUUAGUCACAAAACCCGCAUCAGUGACAAGUACAUAUUGGGUCGUGAACUGGGUCGAGGCGAGUUUGGUAUUACCUAUUUAUGUACCGAUAGAGAAACUAAAGAAGCCCUAGCCUGUAAGUCUAUUUCGAAGAGGAAGCUGAGAACGGCCAUCGACAUCGAGGAUGUUCGAAGAGAGGUUGCCAUCAUGUCUAGCCUUCCUGACCACCCAAACAUCGUCAGGCUCAGAGCUACUUACGAAGACAACGAGGCCGUGCACCUCGUUAUGGAGCUUUGUGAGGGUGGUGAGCUCUUUGAUCGGAUUGUAGCAAGGGGGCACUACAGUGAGCGUGCGGCGGCAAAUGUGGCCCGGACGGUCGCUGAGGUUGUUCGGAUGUGCCAUGAGCAUGGAGUGAUGCAUAGAGACCUUAAACCUGAGAAUUUCCUCUAUUCUAAUAAGCGAGAGAGUGCGCCGCUUAAAGCGAUAGAUUUUGGGCUCUCCGUCUUCUUUCGCCCUGGAGAGCGGUUCUCUGAGAUCGUGGGAAGUCCUUAUUAUAUGGCACCAGAGGUGUUGAAGCGGAAUUAUGGGCCCGAAGUUGAUAUAUGGAGCGCUGGUGUGAUCUUGUAUAUUUUGUUGUGUGGGGUUCCUCCAUUUUGGGCAGAAACUGAGCAGGGGGUUGCCCUGGCAAUCCUGCGGGGUGUGAUUGAUUUCAAGAGAGAUCCAUGGCCUAGGGUUUCAGAAAGUGCGAAGAGUCUUGUUCGGCAGAUGCUGGAACCAGACCCAAGAAAACGUUUAACUGCUCAGCAGGUUUUGGACCAUUCCUGGAUACAAAAUGCAAAGAAAGCUCCAAAUGUUCCACUUGGAGAUAUUGUGAGGACAAGGCUGAAACAAUUCUCUGUGAUGAAUAGAUUCAAAAAGAAAGCCAUUCGGGUAAUUGCGGAACACUUGUCUGUUGAAGAAGUAGAAGUCAUAAGAGAUAUGUUUAAAUUGAUGGACACUGAUAACAAUGGGAAAAUAACAUAUGAGGAGCUGAAGGCUGGCUUGCAAAAGGUUGGUUCUCAAUUGGCUGAACCAGAGAUGAAACUGCUGAUGGAAGUGGCUGAUGUCGAUGGGAAUGGUACAUUAGACUAUGGAGAGUUUGUUACAGUUACAAUCCACUUACAGAAGAUGGAGAAUGAUGAACAUUUCCGUAGAGCAUUUAUGUUCUUUGAUAGGGAUGGGAGUGGUUAUAUUGAGAUGGAUGAGCUACGGGAAACCAUGAAAGAUGAUUCUGGAGAAGUUGAUGAUGAAAUACUGAAUGAUAUUAUACGUGAGGUCGACACAGACAAGGAUGGAAGAAUCAGUUACGAGGAAUUUGUUGCAAUGAUGAAAACUGGUACUGAUUGGAGAAAGGCAUCUCGACAAUACUCAAGAGAGAGGUUCAAGAGCUUGAGCAUUAACCUGAUGAAGGAUGGUUCUCUGAAAAUGGUUAAUGUAGCAGACGGUCAAGUUACAGUUGUUGAAGCUAAUGGGAACAUUUCCUAGGUCUUCUGUGAUGCAGAAAAUUCUAUUGCUGUGAAGCUAAACCAAAGCAAUAUGCAUCUUCAGAAUAUCCAAUGCACUAAAAAUCUGGUGUGGGGGAAAUUGGUAUCCGAGAGUCUUGGCUCCAUAAAUGAAGCUAAAAUGUCGGCGUCUGAUCUGGUUUUGUUGGCAGGACUUUGGUUUGCUUUUUGGCUGCUUGGGAGAAGAUCCCAGAGAUAUUGGACUGGCUAGGUUUUGGUCUUGGUAGAGAAAGAUCUUAUUGAUAAUUCUUUUAGACCUUGUAUCACGUUUGUAAAUUUGUCUAUGUGAUUAUUUUCCUGCAAUGUUUUUCUA